This is a messenger RNA of Rubroshorea leprosula, 1215 nucleotides long. NCBI's taxonomy places the organism in Eukaryota, Viridiplantae, Streptophyta, Magnoliopsida, Malvales, Dipterocarpaceae. The record is from the annotation of a GenBank genome assembly.
UAACUCUCAUUCUUCCACUUUAUGUCCCUAUUAUUUAGCCGUUUCUUCUCCUUUCUUUUCAGUUCUCACCAAAAAGCUUUAGAAAAAAAAUUUUAGGAGAGAGAUCAAAUAAAGACACAAAAGGGGAUGAUUAUAUACCAUCCCAUGAAGGAUCUCACUACCACACUCUUCUUCGUUUUCUCUUUCUGAUUCUCUCUCCCUCUCCAGUUCUCUUAGAACAUACGCUGUCCCUUUGCGUGGUUUGAUCGAUGUUCGCAGAAUUUAACGAAUUUUCAGUUCUGGGUAUGUUGAAUUCAGAGAUAUUUCUCGUGAAAGAGCAAGCAGAAGGCAUCCAGUUCGAUAUUUCGAAGAGACCCUCGUUGGAGUUUCAAGACGAGUGCCCUCAUGCCGCUACCUCAGUACUUAUUGGGAUUCCUCAAGAGCAAGGAGAAGUUGAAGAAGAACGGGGAGGCGCGGUGAUAAGCACAGAGCCAACUAUUCUUUCACCUAAUUUUACAGAAGACGCGAAAGAAGAAGAGGAACAUGACGCUGCGGUUCCUGAGGAAAGCGGAAAUAUCGGGAAGCUGUCUUUAGGACAACUUGAUGACGUGACGGUUGGUGAGGAAGAUGAUGGGUUCAAAACUCCGACAUCACCGGGUCAUAAAAUUACGGCGGUCAAACAAUGCCCACCUGCACCCAGAAAACCGAAAUCAUCAAUUCCGUCCAGGAAACGGAGAAGACAACAGGUAGUACUGGAUGUUACAGAAGAGUUGGAAUCCUUGUUUCCCAAGCCUGAUUUACAUCGGAAAAUAAGGAAAGUCCGGAGAGAAGAGAAUUAACGACUUUAAUUUUACUCUCUUUUUUAUUUUCUGUAAAAUGAUUAGAAGAAUUAUCCCCAUAUAUAUAUAUAUCCAUGGUGCAGUUGUGAUUAAUUUUAAUUUCCUUCUUUUUUUUCCUCUUUUUUUUUUUUUCUCUCUUCUCCUUUAAGAGAUGGGGUUCGGUCUAAGAGACACUGAUCAUGAUGAAGAUGUUGAAAGUUAAAGUUGCAAAAGAUCCAAAUGUUAAAAGAAAAAAAAAAUUAAAGAGUUUGUGAGUUCCAACUUUAUUGCAGCCGGUCGGAGGGUUGGCCUGCAGCAGCUUCUUCUGUACUCAAGUUGUUAUAUAUGUUAUCUUUCUUUAUUCUUAAACCCAGAAUCUAAACAUUUUAGAGAAGAGGAAUAAAACUGAAGAUUUAAC